AUGACGGAAAAACCUCUAGGCUUUGGCUACCAGAUUGGGGCCGGAGCUAUUGCUGGUGUCUCUGAGAUUCUCAUAAUGUACCCGUUGGACGUGGUCAAGACAAGAGUGCAACUCCAAGGCAGAGCGCCCGUCCCCGGUCAAGACUACUACACUGGCAUGUUCGACUGCCUGCGCAAGAUUGUCAAAAAUGAAGGACCCUCUCGGCUAUACCGUGGUAUCGGCGCUCCCAUCAUGAUGGAAGCACCCAAGCGAGCCACCAAAUUCGCGGCGAACGACUCCUGGGGCAUAUUUUACCGGAACCUCUUCGGCGUGGAGAAGCCGACUCAACCACUCGCCAUUUUGACCGGCGCGACGGCCGGUGCAACUGAGGCGUUCGUCGUCGUCCCGUUCGAACUGGUAAAGAUCAGAUUACAAGACCGUGCGUCGGCGGGCAAGUAUAAUGGGAUCAUGGACUGCGUGGUCAAGACAGUAAAAGCUGAAGGACCCCUGGCCCUUUACAACGGCCUGGAAUCUACGCUGUGGCGACACAUCCUCUGGAACGCAGGAUACUUCGGCUGUAUCUUCCAGGUCAAGUCGCUCAUGCCCAAGGUCGACAAGUCCGAGCGCGGCAAAGCCAUGCUGAACGACUUCAUCUCAGGCACGAUAGGUGGCACGGUCGGCACAAUCCUGAACACCCCCAUGGACGUGGUCAAGUCGCGGAUCCAGAACUCGCCCAAGAUCAGCGGCCAGGUGCCCAAAUACAACUGGGCCUGGCCGGGUCUGGGCACGAUCAUGAAGGAGGAGGGCGCCGCGGCGCUAUACAAGGGAUUCUUGCCGAAGGUGCUGAGACUGGGGCCCGGAGGUGGCGUCUUGCUCGUCGUGUACACCGGCGUGAUGGAUUGGUUCCGCAAGAUGGGCGCCCAGCCCAUCGGCUGA
Fonsecaea erecta is the source of this 915-nucleotide messenger RNA. RefSeq lists its product as hypothetical. The coding region runs from base 1 to 915 and encodes 304 amino acids. NCBI's taxonomy places the organism in Eukaryota, Fungi, Ascomycota, Eurotiomycetes, Chaetothyriales, Herpotrichiellaceae. The record is from RefSeq and is a predicted model, not a curated record. The transcript is spliced from 4 exons. Gene Ontology annotation, biological process: transmembrane transport.